Messenger RNA from Chanos chanos (milkfish), 2727 nucleotides. RefSeq names its product synovial sarcoma, X breakpoint 2 interacting protein a (gene ssx2ipa). Gene Ontology annotation, biological process: intraciliary transport involved in cilium assembly. The record is from RefSeq and is a predicted model, not a curated record. Gene Ontology annotation, cellular component: ciliary basal body; centriolar satellite. NCBI's taxonomy places the organism in Eukaryota, Metazoa, Chordata, Actinopteri, Gonorynchiformes, Chanidae. The transcript has 14 exons. Bases 138 to 1922 code for a protein of 594 amino acids.
UAUGCAGCCAAAUCGGAUUUAAAACCAACUUAUCGAACGUGGAGUUUGGCCACGCAAGCCUCCCCUUGUCUUUUCGUCAGGGCUUUAGAUCUCCCACGGAUGUACAGGCCACCUGGGAUCCUGGGCAGAGUUUGGAUAUGGGAGAUUGGUGGACCCCAGCUAUAAUGCCUGACCCGUCGUCUCUCGAUUCCAAAGAGCUCUCCAGUAUUUCUGGCAUUACUAUGUCUCCGUCACGCCAGAACUCCAUCCGUUCAUUGCACUCCACCAUUACUCUGCCCAAACACUCCUACACUGUCCUGAGUGCCUUCUGCACUGAGGAGAACAUCUCCCAGUGCGUCUCCUACAUCAGUCAGGAGUUGUGUUCUCUGGGCCUGUCGGGUGUGUGUCUGGAACCCAGUGGUGUUGGAGAAGGCCUGAACCCUGUGGCUGUGAUAAACCUCCUGUAUGAACUCCUGCAGCUGCAUCGCAGAGCCCAGCGCACUUUAAGCGACCUGGAGACACAACAGCUGAAGAGCUCCAGCGAUCUCGAGCACAUGCACCACUGCAACUCCAGACUGAAGGACCAACUGGAGCACAGUCGCAGAGAGAAUUCAGGGCUACAUGAAGGAGAAAGACAACUCCAGCUCAAAAUCAAGACCUUACAGAACUGCCUCAAAUCUGAAAAAGAGGAAGUGCAGAAACUCCAGAGCAUCAUUGCCAGUCGCGCUACCCAGUACAGCCAUGAUGCCAAGAGGAAAGAGAGAGAGUGUGCCAAGCUGAAAGAACGGCUCAACCAGCUGCUCGUGGACAAACGUGACAAAAAACUAGCCAUUGAGAUGUCAAACUGCGUGGGCCGGUCAGACGGAAAGAGAGGCCUGUGGAAAACGGGGAAGGUGGAAGCAAGACAUGAAGGUGACAUGUACAAGGCUCUGCUGAAUGACUAUGAAGCCAGGCAGAGAGCCCUGGUGCAGGAGAACUCUGAGCUGAAGAAGGUGCUGCAGCACAUGAAGAAGGACAUGAUUUCCAUCCUGAGUCCAAAGAAAGCCAGUGGAACCAACAUUCAGCUCCCCGAGGACAGUCUGGAGCAGGCGGGCUCAGAUGUUGAGGAGGACACAUGUGACUCCAGCCGGGAGGCCCUCGAACAGUCAUGUGAACUUGCACGAGAACAGCUCACCAACAGCAUUCGACUACAGUGGAGAAGACUGAAAAGCCACAUGGAAAAACUUGACAGCCAAGCAUCCCUGGCAGCGAGUCAGGAGGAAGAUGUGGUCUCACGCCGAGAGCAUGAGGAAGAGAUACAGAGGAUGAGACUGGAGCUUCAGCAGUGUAAAGACUUCAUACGUACACAACAACAGCUCUUACAGCAACAGCUUAGUGCUCCAUGUGAUGAGGAGACAGCUGCCCUGCUGGAGGACUGCUAUAAUCUGGAGGAGAGUGAACGAUUAAAAGAGGAGUGGAGACUUUUCAACGAACAGAGGAAAAACUUUGAGAGAGAGAGAAAGAACUUCACUGAGGCCGCAAUACGCCUGGGCCACGAGAGGAGGGCUUUUGAGGAAGACCGUGCCCUGUGGCUGAAGAAUCAGUUUUUGAACAUGACGCCGUUUGCGGAUCGAAAGAGACCUGCCGUCUCUGAAUCACACACUGCCUUAUCAGUCAGCACAGAGCCAGAGGCCAAGCUCCUGUCCACUCCAGCCCCGCUGACCAAAUCCCAGUCCUGCUCUGGCUUCUUCACGCCUAAAGCUGCUCCAGCCAGGAUGCCCUCCACCGCUGACCUCUACCGCACACUCUGCCUCAUACCGGAGAGCAGUUCUUCCAGAACCCAUGGGAAACGUGGGAACAGUGGCAAUCAGAGCAACAACACUUUGACCAAGUCACGUCUACAGACUGGACUCACAGAUUGCAGCAUAUACUCACUGGUCGGAAAUGAGAACAGCCCCAUCUAGGGGCCAACAUGUGUCAUGUGUCAUAGCACUACAAGACUCCAUGCACCAAAUCAGUAGCAAUCCAUGUGCUGAAAACAGAACAGAAACACACUGGGGAAGGGCAGAUGUAUUUCCUCAAUAAUAUAUUGUGAGGGAAAUGUUUACAUGUCAUUCCCCCUUUGACCUUUGAUUUAUUAUCGGUUAAAGUUUUUCCCGGUCUGGGAAGAUUAAAUGGACGUUUUAAUGGACUUUAAUGGCAAUCUGAGGUGCCUAGUCUUGUUGGUCUAAUAUUCAAUGACUGCUUCUUCAGCAAUACAUCACUUGCCAAGCGUCACGCAAUCUGGUGCAGCACUUUAAUCAACACGCCAAUGUUUUCACAACAGCCCAUUGCUUUCUAGACAUGUUUCUUGUGUUAUUUGCUAUAGAUUCAAAAACACUAACCUGUGAAAGGUUUUGUAGCAAAAUUCUGUUUUUUUUUCUGCCACCUAAGAUACAUGAUGUAUGAUUAUAGCUGGCACAAUUCAUUGUUUUUAAAGAAAAAGUACCCAUUUGGUGUAUUAACACCUCCGUUGUCUGACUAAUUUUUUGUUGUGUCCAUGGGGGGAGAUGUAGCUUUUCAAAUGUUCUUUGUGUAUUUGAAUAUCCCAAGUCGUAGUCUUUGCUUGUCAUUCCAAUGUUUAAUGUUUUUGUUUGAUUCAUCUCAUUGUUCUUGUUUGUUUUUGUAUUGGUCUGGAUAAAUCAUGAAUGUUUUCUUCUUGGGGUAGAGCCACUCCAUGUUGUUGUUUGUUUUGUUGUUUGUUUGUUUUUUAGAACUUAUGAAUGUAGG